Acaromyces ingoldii is the source of this 957-nucleotide messenger RNA. RefSeq lists its product as hypothetical. Lineage: Eukaryota; Fungi; Basidiomycota; Exobasidiomycetes; Exobasidiales; Cryptobasidiaceae. Gene Ontology annotation, biological process: DNA replication; DNA strand elongation involved in mitotic DNA replication. The transcript has 2 exons. The record is from RefSeq and is a predicted model, not a curated record. The coding region runs from base 89 to 805 and encodes 238 amino acids. Gene Ontology annotation, cellular component: GINS complex.
AAAAGCGAGAGAGAGAGAGAGAAAAGACUCGCGCGGGCCAUCAGCGCCUCUCUGCUUCUUCUCCUUUUAUAAAACAACAGAGCGAGCCAUGUUUGGCGACUUGGCCUUGAAGCUGGUCCAGGAGGCCAAGGCCUCGGAGCUCAACAACACCCUGAAACCAUACAACGAGGAGCUUGUCCGGCUCGUGCUCCUCGAGACGCGCCAGCUGCAGGCCCACAUUGCCGCCGUGCUCGCUGCCGACCCGCGCGGGGCGGUACUGGGGGCCGAGGCGGCCGACUCGGAUCCUGCGCUGGCCGCUCAGCUCGUGACACACCACCUGGCCGCACAGCGAAACAAGCGCUGCCUGCUGGCCUACCACCACUCGCGACUCGGUCAUCUGCGCGCCAAGCUCUGGCAAAAGGGCGGGAGUCUCGCGCUAGUCUUUGACGACGCCAUCGAAGAAGGCCGGUCCGAAGGAGCAAGCGGCGGUGCCAGGGACGGAGCAGUGGAGCGGGGCACGCUGCGGUCGCGGAUGAGUGCAGACGAGGUUACCUGGCUCAAGCGGUACGCCCAGCUGGUGACGGCAUACAAGAGCGACUUUCUCGACGUCGUCGAUGUGGCCGCGCCCCUACAGCGAAGUGCAGACAAGGCCGACGUGGGACCGAUCAAGGAGCUCAUGGUCAGCGUCAUGGCACUGCGCGACGCGCGCGAUGUGCAGACAGAGCGGGGCAGCAUCAACCUGCGAAAGGGCGAGCGUAUGCGUGUGCAGAGGAGCGAGGUCGAGCCCCUCAUCGUCCGCGGCUGGCUCGGUGUCCUUGACGAUUAGAGCGAGCAAGCAGUGUAUGCGGACCCCUUCUCUGCCUUUCUAUGUCAGGCCCUGCGCGACGCGCGCGAUGUGCAGACAGAGCGGGGCAGCAUCAACCUGCGAAAGGGCGAGCGUAUGCGUGUGCAGAGGAGCGAGGUCGAGCCCCUCAUCGU